This is a messenger RNA of Python bivittatus (Burmese python), 1623 nucleotides long. The record is from RefSeq and is a predicted model, not a curated record. Lineage: Eukaryota; Metazoa; Chordata; Lepidosauria; Squamata; Pythonidae.
GGGGUGGGAAGGAAAGCCGCCGCGCUCCUCGCUUCCCCUCCCCGAGCCUCCCGCUUGACCGCUCGGCCUUUCUUCUCCGUGGCUCCAGCCGGCUGCCUCGUUCGGGAGCUGAUUGACCUGAUGGGGACCGGCCGGCGGGUGACGCGGCUCGUGCUGCACCUGCUGCUGGUGCCCCAGCUGACGGAGCUGGACCUCAGCCGGUGCCCGAAGCUGGUUUCCAAGACCAUCGCUGAGAUGGUCGCCCACCGCUGCAAGAACCUGUCCCUGCUGUAUCUCCAGGGCUGCAGCCGGAUCCCUAGCGAUGCUCUGGUUGACCUGAUAGAAAGUUUGCCUGGUCUCAAAAAGCUUGGCUUGUCAGAGACCCAGUGCAACACCCAGGUCUUGUCAGCCAUAGGCUCCACCUGCCAGUACCUUUGUGAGCUGGACGUUUCUGACUGCAAGCGGCUGUCUCCAGAGUCCCUCUUUCACCUGGCUUAUGACGUCACAGCCGGCUCCUUCUCCUGCCAGGCACUGCAGGUACUUUCGGUUGGUGGGCUGGAGUCCAGUGCUAGAAGUCAGAAUCUGGUCCGGGCCUUGGCCUUUGUUCUGCUGGCCCUUCCCAGCCUCAGAUUCUUAGAAAAUGAGUUUGUUUCUGAGGCUGUGUAUGAGAUCUUCCGCCAGCAGUUCAAAGGUGCCCAGAUUGCCCCUGGGUUUCCCUCACUGGAGGAGCUGGUACAGCGCAGGAUGGCCAUGCGCACAGACAAGGCAAGCUCCAGGCUUACGCUGCCCCUCAAGGAGUUACUGGAGGUAGAUGAGUCUUCCUUGCCCAUAGUGUGCACUGUGUGCCCACACUUAACAAAAGCAACCGUACUUCUGGAUGACGGUUCUGCAUUGAGCCCCGCCUUCUCCUCCUGGCAUGCCCUCAGCAACCUGACAUUGGACUGUGGGAGACCCAGGCAGCUCAGGGAGCUUCUGUCUGUGACGGCCAUCAUCGGCACCCAGAUGCAAUCCCUCUCCAUUGAUGGCUUCGUUGUCAAGGAUGAAUCAUCCUUCCACGUGUUGCUUGGUCACUGCCCAAAUCUCCGGAAAUUCAGUGCCAGCAUCUUCCUUUCUCUGAGUUGCCAGAGCCAGAAGUCCACAGACUGGGGUGCUGCUUUUGUGCCCCCCAGAUUCUCCCACCUCACUGAAUUUACUUUGAGCCUCUCCAGUCUGCACACUUCCACACCUUCCCAGCCUGCACCAGGACUGAGAGCAAACCUUACGUCUGUCCUCAAGAACUCCCCAGGCCUGGAGAGUUUAGUGCUGUUGUACCUGCCUUUUUGUCUGGAUGGAGUGUUCGAGAAAGUGCUGGAGCCCCGGGGCACUGCUCUGGUGCACCUCCGUCACCUUUCUCUGCUCCAGUGCAAGGUGUCCAGUAGCACCAUCCACCUGCUGUUGGCUGCGGACAAUCAGCUGGAUUCCAUCCAUUUGGACAAAUGCCCAGACAUCUACCGGAGGGACUAUGAUGAGCUUCUCCGAAGAGUCAGCAAAGAAGGCUUUGACCUGCACAUCGAGUGGCAAUGAAAGCCUGGAAAGGCAGCUUUGUUUAUACUGAGGCAAGAUAGGAGAGCACUGGUAAAUAAAGUUUGUAUUCUCUGUCACGUU